This is a messenger RNA of Solanum tuberosum (potato), 3311 nucleotides long. RefSeq names its product leucine-rich repeat receptor-like tyrosine-protein kinase PXC3. NCBI's taxonomy places the organism in Eukaryota, Viridiplantae, Streptophyta, Magnoliopsida, Solanales, Solanaceae. Gene Ontology annotation, biological process: protein phosphorylation. The record is from RefSeq and is a predicted model, not a curated record. The transcript has 2 exons. The coding region runs from base 14 to 3034 and encodes 1006 amino acids. Gene Ontology annotation, molecular function: ATP binding; receptor serine/threonine kinase binding; protein kinase activity.
CAUUCUUUUCUCUAUGCAUAUGAAACACAAAACAUUUGUUCCUUUGUUCCCUCCCCUUAUUUCACCUGAGCUCAGAGAGUAUAUGCAAAUCUUGUACAUAGAUUUUCUUGAAACCCAUUAUCAUUUUCUUGAAGUUUUCAGCUUUCUGACUGUCAAAGCCAAAAACAAAAAAAAAAUGAACUUAAGGUAUGCUCCCCAUAUAGUUAUUACUAUAUUCUUGUCUUUUUCUCUUCAAAUUGUGUUUUCUCAAUUGCCCCCAAAUCAAAUUAAUGUCAUGAGAAGUGUCUAUGAUCUGUUUCAGAAUGAUACUGGUGCUUCUUUUGUAUGGAAUGGAACUGAUAAAGCUUCAACCCCAUGUUCUUGGAAAGGGGUUUCUUGCAAUUCUAAUAAUUCUUCCCUUACCAAAGUCACCUUUUCAUUGUUCUCUAUUUCUAGCUCUGAAUUCUUGCCUUUUAUUUGUCAAAUUGAUACUUUGGAGUCUCUUGAUGUUUCCCAAAACUUUUUGAGCUCUAUCCCAAAUGAGUUCAUCACUGUUUGUGGGGGAAUUAGUGGGUUGAAAUUGUUGAACUUUAGUGGGAAUAAAUUGGGGGGUUUUUUGCCUACUUUCACUGGUUUUGGAAAGUUGGAGUCUUUGGACUUUUCUUACAAUAACAUGAAUGGGAAAGUUGACUUGCAGUUGGAUGGAUUAGACUCACUCAAGAGUUUGAACCUUAGCUUUAACAUGUUUAAUGGUCCAGUUCCUACCAGUCUUGGAAAAUUUAUUCUUCUGGAGGAGCUUCAUCUUUCUGCAAAUUCUUUUGAAGGUGAAUUCCCCACUCAAAUUGUGAACUUUGGCAACUUAACUUUGAUUGACCUAUCUCUAAACAGCCUAUCUGGUGUAAUUCCUGAUAGAUUAGGUGAACUUUCCAAAUUGCAAGUUUUGAUUUUGUCAGCCAAUAAUUUGAGUGGCACAAUCCCACAAUCCCUUAGGAAUAUCACAACGCUGACGCGUUUUGCUGCAAAUCAGAAUAAUUUUGUUGGAAAUAUACCCUUUGGUAUAACCACAUACCUGAGGAAUUUGGACCUCAGUUUUAACAGAUUAAAUGGUACUAUUCCUCAGGACCUCUUAUUCCCAAUGAAUUUGCAGUUUGUUGAUCUCACUUCCAAUAAGUUAGAGGGACCUGUUCCUUCAAACAUGUCGAUAAAUUUGAUCAGGUUGAGAUUGGGGCAAAAUGCUUUGAAUGGGUCAUUUCCAUCUGCUUCUUUUGAAAGCCUUCAAAGUUUGACCUACUUGGAACUGGACAACAACCAGUUAACUGGACCAAUUCCUUCUGAAUUGGGAAAGUGCCAAAAGCUGGCCCUUUUGAACUUAGCCCAGAAUAAGCUGAGUGGUGUUAUUCCUGUUGAGUUGGGUGAUAUUUCUAAUCUUCAGGUACUGAGUCUUCAGUCCAAUAAUCUAGUUGGAGAAAUUCCAAGUAACAUUUCACAGUUGAACAGAUUGCAGAGGCUCAAUUUCAGCUCGAAUUCAUUGACUGGUUCCAUUCCAAGUUCGUUAUCAAGUUUGAGAAGUCUCACAAACUUGAAUUUGCAGGGGAAUAAUCUAAGUGGUCGAAUUCCGGUUGACAUUAGUAACUUAAAUGUGCUGUUAGAACUCCAAUUUGGAGGGAACCAACUCAGUGGGCCUAUUCCUGAUAUGCCUUUGAGUUUACAGAUUUCUUUGAAUCUGAGUCACAAUCUUUUUCAAGGACCUAUACCAAGUAGUUUUUCUAGAUUGACUUCAUUGGAAGUUUUGGAUCUCUCUUACAACAGGUUCUCGGGUCAGAUUCCAGACUACCUGACGGGAAUGGGAGGCUUGACUAGGUUGGUGCUUUCAAACAAUCAACUGUCUGGAGUUGUUCCAAAGUUUGGAAGCUUUGUCAGUGUUGAGACAGAUGGAAAUGGGGGUCUGAUCUAUCCUUCCCCAGUUGUGCCACCACAAGCUGCUGCAAAAAAGAGAAAAUCAAUAGUUGUUGCAGUUGUUGUCCCAAUUGCAUGUGUAGCAACAAUUGCCGUUUUCGUGGUGAUUGCUAUUUCAAUCUCUAGAAGAUAUUACAGGAUCAAUGAUGAACAUUUUCACUCAGGAUUAGAAAUUUCUCAAUCCCCUGUCGUUCAGGGAAAGGUUUUAACUGCAAACAGCAUUCACAAGUCAAAUAUAGACUUCACAAAGGCAAUGGUAGCAGUGUCUGAUCCCUCAAAUGUUGUGUUCAAGACAAGAUUUUCAACCUACUAUAAAGCUGUUAUGCCAUCAGGUACAACCUAUUUUGUCAAGAAGCUUAAUUGGAGUGACAAAAUAUUUCAGUUGGGAAGCCAUGAACUAUUUGGGGAAGAGCUAAAAAAUAUUGGAAAGCUGAAUAAUUCAAAUGUCAUGAUUCCACUAGGCUAUCUUUUGGCUGCUGAUAGUGCUUAUCUCUUCUACGAAUUUGCCCCCAUUGGCUCAUUAUAUGAUGUUCUUCGUGGUAGCUUGGGCUACUCGUUAGAUUGGGCAAGUCGCUACAGCAUAGCUAUUGGAGUAGCUCAGGGUUUAGCUUUUCUUCAUGGAUGUGAAAAGGGUCCAAUCCUCCUCCUCGACCUUUCCAGCAAGAGCAUUCUCUUGAAGUCCCAGAAUGAGGCUCAGAUAGGAGACAUUGAACUCUACAAGGUGAUGGAUCCUUCGAAGAGCACAGGCAGCUUUUCUGCUGUUGCUGGUUCUGUCGGUUAUAUUCCUCCAGAAUAUGCAUACACAAUGAGAGUCACAAUGGCUGGAAAUGUAUAUAGCUUUGGGGUUGUCCUGCUGGAAUUGUUGACAGGAAGGCCUGCAGUUAGUCAGGGAACCGAGUUAGCCAAGUCAGUGCUGAGCAACUCUGAGAAGCACAGCAAGUGGGAUCACAUUCUGGAUUCUAGCAUUUCUAAGACAUCGCUCAACAUUAGGAGCCAGAUGUUAGCAGUCCUCAAAUUGGCUCUAGCUUGUGUCAGUGUAUCACCAGAAGGCCGGCCAAAGAUGAAGAGUGUGCUUCGAGUGCUUCUCCAUGCAAGGUAAUCGGAUGUCAAAGGAAAGUUAAGGAGAAAACAGCCAAGAUGGUUUUCUUCUUUUUCUUUUGGGGAGGAGCUGCAAGUGGUGAAGGUGUUGUGAGCUAUGCAGAAUAUGCCAGUUUUGCCAGUUUAUACAUAUUAUAUUAAUGUAAACAUAUAGAUAUAUGAUGAUAGUAGUUACAUAACUUUGAAUAUGAUGUUAGUUCUCAGUGUAACAUAGUCCAUUUUUCUUGUUCAUGUGUAAUAUAUAUAUAUAUUAUAUAUAAAAGGUCUUUGGGAGUGAA